AUGCUCGGGGGCGCGGGCGCCGCCCGGCUCUGCCUGCUGGUGCUAGUCUUGCAGCUUCUCCGGCCGCGGGCGGCGCAGGAGCCGGGAUGGACGAGAAGAAGUGGGGAAGGUGGCCCCCAGCUGCAGCAUGAACUAAUGAUACCUCAGUGGAAGACUUCAGAAAGCCCCACGAGAGAAAAGCAUCCACUCAAAGCUGAGCUCAGGGUAAUGGCUGAGGGGCAAGAACUGAUCCUGGACCUGGAGAAGAAUGAGCAUCUUUUUGCUCCAACCUACACAGAAACCCACUAUACUCCAAGUGGCAACCCUCAAACCUCCACGCUGAACUCUGAGGAUCACUGCUUUUACCAUGGCACGGUGAGGAAGGCAGAACAGUCCAGCGUCACGCUCAGUGCCUGCCGGGGAAUUAGAGGACUGAUUAUGGUGAGCAGCAACCUCAGCUACAUCAUCGAGCCCCUCCCUGACAGCGGAGGCCAGCACCUUAUUUACAGAUCUGAACAUCUCAAGCUGCCCCCAGGGAACUGUGGGUUCCAGCACUCCAAGCCCACCACCAGGGACUGGGUCCUUCAGUUUACACACCAGACCAAGAGAAAACCUCGCAGGAUGAAAAGAGAAGAUUUACACUCCAUGAAGUACGUGGAGCUUUACCUCGUGGCUGAUUACGCAGAGUUUCAGAAGAAUCGACGGGACCAGGACGCCACCAAACACAAGCUCAUGGAGGUUGCCAACUAUGUUGAUAAGUUUUACCGAUCCUUGAACAUUCGGAUUGCUCUUGUGGGCUUGGAAGUGUGGACUCAUGGGAAUAUGUGUGAAGUUUCGGAGAAUCCGUAUUCUACCCUCUGGUCAUUUCUCAGUUGGAGGCGCAAGCUGCUCACCCACAAGAGCCAUGACAACGCACAGUUAAUCACCGGCAUGUCCUUCCACGGCACCACCAUUGGCCUGGCCCCCCUCAUGGCCAUGUGCUCCGUGUACCAAUCUGGAGGGGUCAACAUGGACCACUCUGAGAAUGCCAUCGGCGUGGCUGCCACCAUGGCCCACGAGAUGGGCCACAACUUCGGCAUGAGCCACGAUACUGCAGAUUGCUGCUCGGCCAGCGCAGCUGAUGGCGGGUGCAUCAUGGCGGCUGCCACUGGGCACCCCUUUCCCAGAGUGUUCAAUGGAUGCAACAGGAAGGAGCUGGACAGGUACCUGCAGUCAGGUGGUGGAAUGUGUCUGUCCAACAUGCCAGACACCAGAACGCUGUAUGGAGGCCGGAGGUGUGGGAACGGGUACCUGGAAGAUGGGGAAGAGUGUGACUGUGGGGAGGAAGAGGAAUGUGACAACCCCUGCUGCAACGCCUCUAAUUGCACCCUGAGGGGAGGGGCGGAGUGUGCCCACGGCUCCUGCUGCCACCAGUGUAAGUUGCUGCCUCCUGGCACCCUGUGCCGCGAGCAGGCGCGGCAGUGUGACCUCCCAGAAUUCUGCACAGGCAAGUCUCCCCACUGCCCCACCAACUUCUACCAGAUGGACGGCACCCCUUGUGAGGGUGGCCAGGCCUACUGCUACAACGGCAUGUGCCUCACCUACCAGGAGCAGUGCCAGCAGCUGUGGGGGCCCGGAGCCAGGCCUGCCCCUGAUCUCUGCUUUGAGAUGGUGAAUGUAGCAGGAGACGCCUUUGGAAACUGUGGAAAGGACAUGAAUGGUGUAUACAAGGAGUGCAACUUGAGAGAUGCCAAGUGUGGGAAGAUCCAAUGUCAGACCUCUGAGAUGCGGCCUCUGGAGUCCAAUGCGGUGCCCAUCAACACUGACAUCAUGAUGAAUGGGAAGCAGAUCAAAUGCCGGGGCACUCAUGUCUACCGAAGUCCUGAGGAGGAGGGUGACAUGCUGGACCCAGGCCUGGUCAUGACUGGGACCAAGUGUGGCUACAACCAUAUUUGCUUCGAGGGGCAGUGCAGGAACACCUCCUUCUUUGAAACUGAAGGCUGCGGGAAGAAGUGCAAUGGCCAUGGGGUCUGCAACAACAACCAGAACUGCCACUGCCUGCGGGGCUGGGCCCCUCCCUUCUGCAACACGUCUGGCCCAGGGGGCAGCAUCGACAGCGGGCCCAUGCCCCCCGACAGUGUUGGACCUGUGAUCGCUGGUGUGUUCACAGCCAUCUUUGUGCUGGUGGCCCUUAUGCUGGUGUACUACUGCUGUAAACAGAACAACAAACUGGGCCAACUCAAGCCCUCGACCCUCCCUUCCAAGUUGAGACAGCAGUUCAGCUGUCCUUUCAGGGUGUCUCAGAACAGUGGAACUGGCCAUGCCAACCCUACUUUCAAGUUGCAGACACCCCAGGGCAAACGAAAGGUGACCAACACCCCUGAAACCCUACGGAAGCCCUCCCAGCCUCCUCCGCGGCCCCCUCCAGACUAUCUGCACGGCGGGUCCCCACCUACACCAUUGCCAGCACAUCUCAGCAGGGCUACUAGGGACUCACCAGGGGCCAGAUCCCAAGUUGAGAGAAAGGAGUCAUCCAGGAGGCCUCCCCCAAGUCGUCCAGUGCCCCCUGCACCAAAUUGCAUCCUCUCUAAGGAUUUCUCCAGGCCUCGACCGCCCCAGAAGGCCCUCCCAGCGAACCCAGUGCCAGGCCGCAGGAACCUCCCCAGGCCAGGAGGCACCUCCACGCUGCGGCCCUCUGCUGCUGGCCUUCAGCCUCCCCGGCCUCUGGCAGCACCUGUCCCUAAGUUUCCUGAAUACAGAUCACAGAGGGCUGGGUGGAUAACUAGCUCAAAAAUCUAGACCCAUCUAAGGGGUUCUCCCUUUCCUUGAGGACUCCAGACACCACAGAAGAUCUAUGGCCAUGGAAUCUGGAAGAAGCAUGUCUGGCCACUUCUGAGCUCCUCCUGCCCUCCUCCUGGAACCACCACAUCUCCAAAAAUCCCCUUCUUGACUCAGAACCUCCUUGUUCUUCCUCGGUGGCCCAAAAGGACUAUAAUCCAAUGGCUUCUAAGUGUUGUUCUGUGCAAUAUCCAGCCCCGGGGAGAGAGGGGAGAGCAGGGAGGAGGAUGAAUGGCAGCUUCUCCCUCCAGCCUCCCAGCCCAGAGGUGCAAGGAUGUCUGCGCCAGCCAGCCCAGCUGGGAAAAGUUCUGUUCAGCCCACCGGACCAGGCCUUAGCUUGGAGAAGCCAUCCAUCCACAUGCUGUAGUGGAGGGUAUGCAUGAGAGCUUUCUGUUGCUUCCGUCUCCCUCAAAGGUCCCAGGCUGGACAGAGGCUGGACCCUUGGCCAUCCCUUUUAGCUUUUAGAGAUCAAGGAAAGGUCAAGCCAGCCAUUCCUGUGGUCCUGCCCAGGGCUUGGUUGAGGUGACAGCUCCUGGCUAUGUGGCUGCAUGUGACGAGCCAAGUCCC
Cynocephalus volans (Philippine flying lemur) is the source of this 3363-nucleotide messenger RNA. It is a transcript of the gene ADAM19, whose product is annotated as ADAM metallopeptidase domain 19. Gene Ontology annotation, biological process: membrane protein ectodomain proteolysis. The transcript has 23 exons. The record is from RefSeq and is a predicted model, not a curated record. Gene Ontology annotation, molecular function: metalloendopeptidase activity. Bases 1 to 2757 code for a protein of 918 amino acids. Lineage: Eukaryota; Metazoa; Chordata; Mammalia; Dermoptera; Cynocephalidae.